Molecule: messenger RNA, 689 nt
Organism: Caenorhabditis sp. 36 PRJEB53466
Lineage: Eukaryota; Metazoa; Nematoda; Chromadorea; Rhabditida; Rhabditidae
Source: the annotation of a GenBank genome assembly
AUGCUUCAUUUUCUACAACUUCUUCUUCUUUUCGCAUCUUCUAUCGAUUAUUCACAAGCAAACGAGAGCGAGUGCGGCACAGAGGAUUUCUUGAAAACUUUUGAGUGUAUUGGAGUAAGUGUGACAUUCCCAUUUAUCACCUAAUCAGUGCUGGCCCAGGCUUUCCGAUGAGGAUUAUUGAAAGUGGGUCAAAAAUUCAGAACUCUAAAUUCUCGUAUUUCUAGGGUCUUGCCGAGUUUGUGUCCACUGUUGACAACUACAAUUUGACGGUGGAAAUUGAUCGCAAAACGUUCAUGGGCGCUUGUAAAGAGGCAUCGGACUGUUUCUCCGGUGCCUCGUGUCUUCACGCUGAUCGUCUGAAGCUCUUUCUGGAUACCUACUGCUCGUACUCGACAUUUUUGGAGACCGAGUUCAAGGAAUGCAAAAAUAGACUAGAUGCUCGCGAGGAGACUCAAUGCGAAAAGUCAUUCAAGUCCUUUUUUAAUAAUGUGAGUGCAUUUCACGCCUCAUUUCUCUACUGAACUAUUCUAUUUCAGACUGUCGCUGAGGAUGUAAAGUGCGGCAAAUUGGAAGAGUCGUUGAAAUGUGUUAGAGUGGAAGUAAGAAAAGAGUGCGGCGAUUCGCACGCCGACAAUAUCGCAAAGUAUUUGGAGAACAUGUCGACAGGGCUCUCUUGUGACAAAGUCUAG